Molecule: messenger RNA, 1542 nt
Organism: Entamoeba invadens IP1
Lineage: Eukaryota; Evosea; Mastigamoebida; Endamoebidae
Exons: 2
Coding region: 1-1542 (513 amino acids)
Source: RefSeq, a predicted model, not a curated record
AUGGACAAUCCUCGUUACGUCACUUACAUCAUCGAAAGUAUAACGGAAUACCUCAAUUACUUUAUUGCACAUCGGACCCCUCUUACAUUUCAAAUAAAAGCCACUCGAGACGAUCUUCUCUAUCGUUUGAGAACGACGGAAUUACUUUAUAUGUAUGAGAAAACGAUAGUUGACUUCACCCUUCCACACGACGUCCCGACAAACAUAUUCCACGUGGCAGAGAACUUUCAGAAGAUGUUAUGUGUGGCGGUCUGGAUGGGUGUCAGAACGAAUUGCGAUACGUCGUGUAUCACUCAUCCAACAGAAGAAAACUCAAGGGACUUAAUUGCGUUGGUGUGGGAUCUAAUGGAAUGUGAUUAUAAUAAAAAUAAUGAGAUUUUGAAAGGAAUUUAUCAAACUAAAGAACAUGAGAAGUGCGCAUUACUUUUGAAUAGAAUUUUUAAUAUUAACAGAAUCUAUCAAGAGUGGAAACCACCUCAACGGGGUAUGGAAAUCAAUCUCCACGUCAGAGUGACAAAACGAGUAAAAUCAAGAAUCUCAAAACGGAUGAGAAGAUCGAGAAAACCACAAAAGGAAAAAGGUAUAAAAACAAAGAAAGAAAAAAAUGGGAAUUAUGAAAAAAUCAAAGAAUCUGUAUUCGCGUGGCGGAAUGACAUCGAACAAAUGAAAAAAAAGAUUGAACAAAUGUCCAGGGAAAUUAUUAAAAUUGCGAAUUGUCAAAGUCUCAAUAACAACGAGAUCAAAAAAGAGAGUGAAAUGACAGAACAAGAGAACAAAGAACUUCAAAGUGAGAUUGUCGAAAUGUUACAUCAAAAACAAAAUUUGAGAGACGAGAUUGCGAACCUCAAGAACCAAAAUUUGAGAACUGAAAAAAAGUUGGAACGAGAGUGCAAAAAAGUCGAGGCGGCCAACAAAAAGAUGAAACACAAAAAAAAUCUUCUUGAGCAAAAAAUCACCAAUUUGAGAGUGGAAGAGAAGGCAGUCCUAUUGAAACAAUUAGAAAUAGAUAAUAUGAGAUUAAUCACAGAGAUCAAUUUCAUUAAAGAACAACAAGGAGUGAAGAUGGAAAGGCUUGAAGACACCAAGGAAACAAACUUGAAAAUAAAAAAAAACAAUUUAGAAAAAAACGAAAAAAUUUCGGAGGAGGAAAAAAUGUUUAAAAACGAGAAAGAAAAAAACUCAAAGCACAAAACAGAGAGAUUGAGAGUUGAAAAACUACGUAUGUCUUCAGAAAUAUUUCGAAUGCGGAACGUCGAAAAGUCAAUAAAAAUGAGUGUUUUGAGAUUGCAAGAUCGGAACAACGGCAUAGAGAAUGAAGGAUUGGUUUUAGAAAAUGAGUUGCAAACCCUUGAAACGAAAGGUGAAGCUCUUGAUGAGGAAAUUCAGACGCGAAAAACAAUUUUGGAAAUCGAAAAAAAGAAGAAAAAAGUGGUGUUCAGGCAAAAACAGGAACAAAGAAUCUUGCAACUGAAACGGCAACUCCUUGACUUUGGAUUUUUCGCUGAGGUUGUUGGAAGUGACGUGAAUGCCAAAGAAGAAUGA